This is a messenger RNA of Candida dubliniensis CD36, 726 nucleotides long. RefSeq lists its product as uncharacterized. The record is from RefSeq and is a predicted model, not a curated record. Lineage: Eukaryota; Fungi; Ascomycota; Pichiomycetes; Serinales; Debaryomycetaceae. The transcript is spliced from 2 exons. Bases 1 to 726 code for a protein of 241 amino acids.
AUGAGUGAAAGAAUGUCUUUAUUAUACAACCUGGAAUCUGAUUAUGAUUCUGAUACUUCAGAUUAUGUUGCACCAAAAUUAGAAUUUGAACUUAAGGAAGUUGAGGAAAACGAUAGCGAAUUAAAUAAUGAAGAUAACAAAGAAAAAGUACAAGAAUCAAAUGGUUCAGAUAACGAAUUUGAAUUUCCUUUGUUUGCUACCAAUGAGACUGUUGUUGAAGAUCGAGGUCGAAGUAAAGAGCCCAAACCAUCAAUAAUAAAAGUUUCACUCCGGGAACAAUCUGAAGAAAGAAUCAACAAUGAGAGACCAGACUCCUUUUAUUUUGCCAAAUAUACAGACAAAGAAAGAGAACAAUUCCAACAAUGUGCAGUCACCAGUCAUGAUAUUUACAAACAGAUAUAUACCCUUGAUCUUCAACCAUGGAAGUGCCUAAAUUUAAAAGAACAUAAUGCACAAAUAGAGAACGAAAUUGCUAAACGAAGAGCCAAAUGUAGCAAGAACAGACCAGGUAAGAAGAAAAGACAAUUAAAGAUUGUGUGCCGCCAAAGAAGGUUAGAAAAAGCUAAGAUGAAAAAACUAGAGGAAGAAAAAUUGAAAAAAUUAAUGAAAAAACAGAAGUUUCAACAAAGGUUCAAUGGUAAGCCCAAUCAAAGACAAAGAAAAGGCCGAAAACCAUUGGAUGGGAAUAAAAAACAACCGUCUAAACCAAAAUAUAGAACUGAAUAG